GCCUCCAGUCGGGCCUCUCACUGUUUGCAGGGCUGUGGGUGAGUGUGAGCGUGAGUCCAGCUGCUGUAGACUUGCGAACUGUUAGGAGCGAGCUUGAGCGCGCCAGAGAGCGAGAGAGCGAAUAGGAGGGGACCUAGAGGAGACUGGUCGAGAAAGCGACGGCCUGAGGACCAACAGUUUGAAAUUGAAUGACCAUGGCUGUCUCCGCACCUCCGGUGAUCUCUGCAACUUCCAGCGGCGUAGGCGUCCCGGGGGGCUUAUUUCGGGCCGAACCCCUGUACUCAACUCCCGGAGAGCCUCCUCGUCUCACCCCCAAUGUGAUCAACAGUUUCAUGGCCAAUAACCACAGCGGCGGUGCCGGGGGUGGAGGGGUCGGUAGUGCCAGCGGAGGCAGCGGCAACACCAACACCAACGAGUGCAGGAUGGUCGACAUGCAUGGAGUGAAGGUGGCUUCGUUUCUGAUGGACGGCCAGGAACUGAUCUGCCUGCCGCAAGUCUUUGAUCUUUUCCUCAAGCACCUGGUGGGAGGGUUGCAUACAGUGUACACUAAGCUGAAGAGACUGGACAUAUCCCCCGUGGUGUGUACUGUUGAGCAGGUUCGGAUCCUCCGCGGGCUUGGGGCCAUCCAGCCCGGGGUGAACCGCUGCAAACUCAUCACCAGGAAAGACUUCGAAACUUUGUUCACCGAUUGCACCAAUGCCAGAAGGAAGAGGCAAAUGACAAGAAAACAAGCUGUUAACAGUUCAAGGCCUGGCAGGCCUCCUAAGCGUUCUUUGGGAGUGUUGCAGGACAAUGCUCGCCUUCUGCCCCAUUCAGUCCCAGGCCUCUUAUCACCGGGACUUAUCACUCCAACAGGUAUAACAGCUGCAGCAAUGGCUGAGGCGAUGAAGCUGCAGAAGAUGAAGCUUAUGGCUAUGAACACUCUUCAAGGAAAUGGAAACCAAAAUGGGACUGAAUCAGAGCCUGAUGAUCUUAAUUCAAAUACAGGUGGAAGUGAAUCAUCCUGGGAUAAGGAUAAGAUGCAGUCUCCUCUUGCUGCUCCUGGACCUCAACAUGGAAUUGCUCAUGCAGCUAUGGCUGGCCAGACAGGCCUUGGGGGUGCUCCUACCCUCAAUCCACUGCAGCAAAACCAUCUGCUGACCAAUAGACUGGAUCUGCCGUUUAUGAUGAUGCCUCAUCCUCUACUUCCAGUCAGCUUACCUCCUGCAUCAGUUGCUAUGGCAAUGAAUCAGAUGAACCAUCUUAAUACUAUUGCCAACAUGGCUGCUGCAGCCCAGAUUCACAGUCCACUCUCCAGAGCUGGGGCCUCUGUUAUUAAGGAACGGAUCCCAGAGAGUCCUUCUCCUGCUCCCUCUCUGGAAGAGAGUCAUCACCCUGGGAGCCAGACCUCCUCCCACCCCAGCAGCAGUGUGUCCAGCUCUCCCUCUCAGAUGGAUCACCAUUCGGAAAGAAUGGUUAUGAUGCCCAACAAUAGAGAGGAACUUGUUGUUGAUCAGGAUAAUGGACCAACUAUCAAAAAAUUCCAAAGGGAAAAUAAAGAAGAGGAUCCCGUUCAAAUUCCAAUGAUGAAAUCGCCCUUGGACAAGAUCCAACUGACUCCUGGGCAGGCAUUGCCUCCUGGAUUCCCUGGACCAUUCAUUUUUGCUGAUAGUCUGUCCUCUGUGGAGACUCUGUUGACCAACAUUCAGGUCAACAAUAUUUCUAUAAACAAAAUAAAUGGUCUACUGAAAGUGGCUUUGGAUAAUGCUCGCAUCCAGGAGAAGCAGAUUCAACAAGAAAAAAAGGAACUGAAAAUGGAGCUCUAUAGAGAGAGAGAGAUUAGAGAAAACCUUGAAAGACAACUCUCAGUUGAGCUUCAAAGCAGAAGUACCAUGCAAAAGCGCCUGAAGAAGGAGAAAAAAGCAAAGAGAAAACUACAAGAAGCUUUGGAAUUUGAAUCAAAACGCAGGGAGCAAGUGGAGCAAGCACUUAAGCAAGCCACUACUGGUGACAGUGGACUGAGGAUGUUGAAAGAUACUGGGAUUCCAGAUAUUGAAAUAGAAAACAAUGGAACUCCUCAUGAUAGUACUGCUAUGCAAGCCUGAACACUGAUGCCGGAACUCCAACCGAUCAUAGGCACGAAUAGGGUGCUGUAGCAGUUACCUGCUAAUCUAGUGUUGUAAUUCUUUGAAAUUCAUACUCAAAUUCUUAAAACAUGGAACCUUCAAUUACUAUUUGUUCAUUACUGAAAAUUAGAACCUUGCACGUACAGGAAAAAUGUAUUAGAAAAUGGGCUUCACAAGUGUCUGGGGGAUAAUCAUAAUAAUGAUUGAACAUGAUACUUUACACUUCUAUAACCCCUUUCUUCCAUGGAGUUCAUAGUGCUUCAUAAACAUUAUCACGUUAAUCCGCAGAGCAUCCUAGUGGGGUAAGUAGGUGGCAGCAUUUCUAAGACGUGGAAAAUGCUAUUUCUAAAUAGUGUGACAGAAAUAAAAGUUCAGACAACACACUUUAAGCUGUGAUUACUAUGAAAUAGUUUUAUAUCUGGUUGACCUGGGAUUAUAGGAAUUAAAGUAAGGAGAUAAUUCAUUUGUGCAAAUGAUCAAUAUUUGUUAUCACUGCUUUGGGGAUUACCUUUCUAAAAGAAACAUGUUGCUUGUAGUGUUCUAUAAGAAAAGAAAAUACAGAGGGCUCUAGUUUGUAAAUUUUAGCACAACUUUGCUUUUACCACUUCCUUUGAUCUGUUGAUGGUGGAGCAAGUCAUUUAAUACCUUUCUACUAGCACAUUCCUUAUCUGUAAAGAAGACAAUGAUAAAAACACAGACACAUGCUACUAAAAAUACCCCUUCUAUUCUUUUUUGCUCUCCUCCCUUCACCAAUCCUGUUUCCUCUUUAUUAAGCUAUCAACAAGCAAACUGUAGACAAAAGAAAGGGAGAAAGGCAGAUAUGAUGGGUCAGUCACAUUGUGGAUAUUUUCCAUUUCUCACGCUCUAGUCUAAACAUGGUCAGAUGCUAAGAUGUUCCAGUGAUUAGAACCAAAUGGGUCAUUGGGCUUGAAUUGUCCAGGAAAUGGCCUCAAAUAUUUUUAACUGUUUACUUAAUGGAGACCUGGCCAAAGGCUGGUGGCAAAUACCUAUCAUCAUUUCAUGCCUCCUAAGAAUCUAAUACAGCAGUAUUCCAAUGUGUUAAAUUGUAGUCUAGUGAUCAAAAAAUUAAUUCCCCUCCUAAAGUGCCCUCUUUACACCAAGCAAAAACUAAUCCAUUAAGUUAUUUUUAUAUCUUCCCUAGAAUUAAGUUGUGAUGUGACAGAAGCAUCGCUUAUCCUACACAAAAGUCCAACUGAGUUUUUAUCCAUUCUCCAAUACUCAAUUCCCUGUGGCAAUACAUGAAAUUUCUGCUGGAAUGGCCACCAACUUUACACAUUUUAAAAUAUUACAUUAAUCCAUAUCAGUGUGACGUUGUGGCCAUUCCAUGCUCUGAAGGAAUUUUUUCUAAGGCUUCUGGUGCUCUCUACAUACUGUAGAAGAUCUACUUGUGUAGAGUAGAUAUGUUGCUUUAACCUAAUUUGGUGAAAUAGUGCCAAAUUAGAAAUAAGUCAUGGAGAAGGACUGAGGCAAAUGAAUUCUUUAGGAUUUUAUUAAUGCCAAUUUUUUUUGUCUUUUUGUUCUUUUUUAGGGCCGCACCUGUGGCAUAUGGAGGU
This is a messenger RNA of Sus scrofa (pig), 3679 nucleotides long. RefSeq names its product dachshund family transcription factor 2 (gene DACH2). NCBI's taxonomy places the organism in Eukaryota, Metazoa, Chordata, Mammalia, Artiodactyla, Suidae. The record is from RefSeq and is a predicted model, not a curated record. Gene Ontology annotation, biological process: regulation of transcription by RNA polymerase II. Gene Ontology annotation, cellular component: nucleus; transcription regulator complex. Gene Ontology annotation, molecular function: RNA polymerase II cis-regulatory region sequence-specific DNA binding; DNA-binding transcription factor activity, RNA polymerase II-specific.